Botrytis porri is the source of this 977-nucleotide messenger RNA. RefSeq lists its product as uncharacterized. The transcript has 3 exons. The record is from RefSeq and is a predicted model, not a curated record. Bases 1 to 441 code for a protein of 146 amino acids. Gene Ontology annotation, molecular function: heme binding; iron ion binding; oxidoreductase activity, acting on paired donors, with incorporation or reduction of molecular oxygen. NCBI's taxonomy places the organism in Eukaryota, Fungi, Ascomycota, Leotiomycetes, Helotiales, Sclerotiniaceae.
AUGCUCAACGAGGCAUCAGUAUUCGAUCUCAGCACCAAAUCACGCAAAAGUCUAGAUCCAUCGAUUUCGGGCGACAAAGAAGAUGAAGAUGAUGAAAAGCGUCGAUGUUUUCUCCUUCACGAAAUAGCCAAGGAAACAGAUGAUCGUCGGGAACUCCGAAAUCAAACUUUGCAUGUAUUCUUGGCAGGUCAUGAAGCUACAGCUAUUGGGGUUGGGAAUGCAAUCUUUUGGUUAUGUAGAAAUCAGGAGGUCUGGGAGAAAUUGAGGAGAGAGGUAUUGGAACACAGGGAGAAGGACGAAGGAUUAACAUUUGAGAGUUUGAAAGGGAUGAGAUAUUUACAAUGGUUUGUCAAUGAGACCCUCCGUCUCACCCCCAUAGCUCCAACCAUGACCCGUGGCGCUGUCCGCGACACCAUUCUCCCUCGCGGUGGCGGCCAUUAAGGAAUCUCCCCGAUUCUCGUCAAAACCGGUACCCUCAUUACACCCAUUACUUAGGUAUUCCAUCGUCUGGCACCCUGUUAUCAACCAGACCCCGAAGCGUUCAGACCAGAACGCUGGGGACAUUUGAGACCACGAUGGAAUUAUUUACCACUUGGAGGGAGAACCAGAAUAUGUGCGAGAAGAAAUCUAGGUUUAACGGAGAUGGCAUAUGUACUUGCGAGAUAAGUGUAGGAGUGGAAAGGGGUGGAGUGUAGAGAUGAAGUUGAGGAGUGGAUAGAGGAGAUCAAAUUGAGUGUAGAGAGUGGAAAUGGUGCUAAGAUUGGGGUGGAAUGGGCUUGAAAAGAGUAUUGGAGUAUUAUGGAAGAUGUGUAUGAUCUCAUCGAGGUUGUUAGCCUUGGAUGUGAGAUGAAGGCGCCAAAUCUCGAAUCCGCAUGCGAGUGAGUGUUUUGAACUUUGUAGAGAUUUUAUUUGUAGUGGUUGCCGGUGAAGGAAAUCAAACAAUCUUUAUACAAUUUCCGAGGCGAACUAUCCAGACU